GCCCUGUAAAUGCUCCAUCGUCACUUAUCGUGGAGUUCCUUUUGUGUCUGCCUGGAGCUUACCUGAGGAAGUCCCAAAGUCACCCACAACGGCUGUAUCCCCCCGACCGUCGUGUCAUACCAUAAUUGCAGUUGUAUUCCGACAAGCAAAGUCCCCGGUCAACUUGAAAUCUUUACAGGUCGAUUUUGGAGCUCGAAUUGGUUCAGAAAUCGAUAAUCUUCUUGCAGACUUGUCAUGGUUCUGCGGCAAGAGACGAUGCCUCCAAAAAUCCUUCCUCCGGGAGACCAGCAGCCCGCCCAUCAACCACCAUAUCCAGUCACGCCGAGCACGCCUUCUUCCAACUCAUACUUUGCAGAGUCGAAGCCUACGACGACCACGACAGCAGAUACUUCGAGCCCGCAGAAGCAUCGCUCGUCCAGUAAAGCUGAAGAUGAUGAUUCGGACGAGAGUGCGUUUGAAUGGGACGCAUCGGACGAUGAGGAUGAGGGGAAAAGUAGCUUGCCCCCUCCACUCAAAGUGGGAAUAGAUUCAUCCAAGACGGGUGCAAAUUUAUCAGAGAAUAAUCUCCCACCAACUCUUCGAGUGGGCCCCCAGAACAGUAUUCCCAGGAAGCCUUUACAGUCGCAGAAGGACGAUGCGAUUAAAGAAUCAGUUUCUGCACCCAAUCCUUGGGAGACCGCAGCACAUUCCGAGCCUGCUCACCACGAAUUCUCUUCCAACAAUCCCUUUCUGCCAAAAGCUUCAGGGGUAGGAGAGACCGAUUCGGGCCUGGAAAACAGUGCCGCAGUAUGGGGCGCUUCAGCUCCAACAUCAAAUAGUACCGACAAGAAAAAUGACGUUCCUCCUGUAAACAUGACGGCAAAUCUAUCUCUUGAUGAUACCCAUCCCACCAAUCCUUAUAGAACUGCGCAUCCUGCAAACAACGACACGAGCUACCCGCAGGCGCAGAAUUCCCCGGCUCAUGAAUUACCAGCAUCAAACUACACCAUUCCAAUUGAAGCAAUGGACCCUCAUCGCUCCGAAUCCUCGCUGGGCUGGGAUCCGCAAGCCGACAUCUCAAGCUUUGAUGCCUUCUCUUCUCGCAAUCGCGGCUUGUCCGAACACAUCCAUAACGAGGGAGAGAGCCCAGUACACAAAACUUGGGAUGAGCAACAAGAGUGGGAGAAAACGGAGCGGGAAAGGAGAGAUUUGGAAGCCCAUGAAGCGGCGGAAAGGGCUACCAGAGCAGAGAGGGAACGGCAAGCGACAGAGGAAUGGUAUAGUGGCGAGAUGGAUGCCUGGAAAAAUGAGCAAACUGAGGUCGACCUUGAUGAUGUCCAACCUCCGCCAGGUCCGCCGCCUUCAAAGCAAGCAGACCCCGGAGAUCAUACACGUUUGCCUGUAGAGGAGGUUCCACCUCCACGACCGCCGAAACCCGAUGUUUCUGUAUCGACCAGCCAGUCUCAGCCUGGGGCAUCAGGUGGUGCAGCGGUACCUUCUCCCACGACUAUAAACCGGCAGAGGAGCGAGACAUAUCAAAUCAAGCAGAUCAAUUGGUACGAUAAUUCUUCAGAGACUAAUCCUCGACGCUCGCCAAUCUUGAUCCAAAACGCCAAUGGCCCUUGUCCCUUGCUGGCCCUUGUUAAUGCGUUGGUACUGUCGACGCCUAGCACGCUCGAGACUGCACUAGUCGAGACGUUACGGGUGCGCGAACAAGUCAGUCUUGGCCUUCUUUUAGAUGCUGUAUUCGACGAGCUCAUGUCAGGGCGACAUGGCGGCGCAGCUGCUGCGUUGCCAGACGUGAGCGAAUUAUAUGCAUUUCUUAUCAAUUUGCAUACCGGGAUGAAUGUCAAUCCAAGUUUUGUUCCAAUUCCGGCAAAGAUACCCAACCUGAUAGACUUUUCUGAUGAUCCUUCUACACAUGCAUCCACUAGCCUAGUUUCUCAAGCAGGAGGAUUUGAAGAAACCAGGGAACUCAAGUUUUACAGCACAUUCUCAAUACCUCUUAUUCAUGGAUGGCUUCCCUCACAAGGCCAUCCUGCAGAAAUUGCGCUUGCUCGGUCGGGAAAGACGUACGAGGAUGCGCAGAAUCUCCAAUUUCGGGAGGAAGAGUUGGAAGAUAAGCUUCAACGGGAUGGUCUCACCACCGAUGAACAACAAUUACUCGAGGAUGUGGGAACAAUUAAAUACUUUCUUUCCAACUCUGCGACCCAACUGACCAGCUAUGGCCUUGAAACGAUGAAGCAGGCCUUGACACCUGGGGCAAUCGCCAUACUUUUUCGCAACGACCAUUUUAGCACACUCUACAAGCAUCCGCGUACGGGCCAACUUCUCACACUUGUUACCGAUGCAGGUUUUGCCAGUCACGAGGAGGUAGUCUGGCAGAGCCUUGUCGACGUCAAUGGCGAAGGGAGCGAAUUUCUCUCUGGGGACUUUAGGCCCGUCGGCAAUAUGAGCCAUCAAACCGCCCCAGAAACACACGGCGAUGAGAACCAGUCCUCCUGGACCACGGUCAGUCGACGCAAUACCCGACAUCAAAACCGGCCGAGCGAGCAUUCUUCCCAGACCCAGCCCCUCGCUGCUGCUCCACCGCCACCAGCAAUGGACAGCAUUGCCGAUCGGCUCGACUCAAGAGCAACCACGGCCAAUGAUCCUUCCCUUGAGUCCACCAGCCGAGGACCCUCUCACACACGCACGACAUCUGAGCAGGAAGAUCAUGAUCUCGCCCUGGCUCUCCAAUUGCAAGAGGAAGAAGAAGAUCGCCACAGGCGGGAACAGGCUGCUCGCCAACGCGAAGAGUCGUUAUCCCAACAAUACAUCGCAUCCGAAGCCCAACCGCCGCCAGCGCGGCGUGGUGAGCGAGGCGCAAGGCCCGAUGAACGCGGUCCCUCUCUGCCUCCUCGCCAUGGGCAAGACAUUGCCGAUGAUGCUCCGCCGCCAAGCUACGAACAAGCUGCCAGGAGACCAGCGUAUCAUCCGCCGAAUCCGAAUGCGCCCCAGAUUACGGGAACAACAUAUGCUCCGCAUCCGCCUACCACUCCGGUCGCCUCGCAUCAGCAGCAGGGGCCCACAUUGGGAGGAACCGGAUCGAGAAGGCGAAGUAGCGCGUAUGCAGACAACCGGGCGUCUGGGAGUGUUUUGUCGUCCGGUACUUUGCCACCCUCCCAGCAGCAGCAGCAGCAACAUAGGAUGAGACCAGGUGGGACUUUGCCUCAGAGGGGCAGACAGGCUGGUGUUCAAGGUCUAGAAGACGAAGGGAAGAAGGAUUGUAUUGUUAUGUGAUGAUUCACGAUAUGAAUUUCCGACAGUGUUUGAUCCGAUGACAUGUUUUUAUGCGACGAGUCUGGCACUAUUAAAGAUUGGUGCGGUUUUACAUGUGGUAGUUUUGCGUCCGAUGUAGCCUGCUACCUGCCUCGCAAUCAAUAUAUCAAGGUAGUUCAAGCCAAUGAUUGUACCAGCAGAUUCUUUCGGUCAUUUAUGCAUUGUAGCGUUUGUCCUUGGCAUUUGUUUCUUCCGUGUUAUAUUCCUUUUUUUUUUUU
Xylona heveae TC161 is the source of this 3518-nucleotide messenger RNA. RefSeq lists its product as hypothetical. Gene Ontology annotation, cellular component: cell periphery; cytosol. The record is from RefSeq and is a predicted model, not a curated record. NCBI's taxonomy places the organism in Eukaryota, Fungi, Ascomycota, Xylonomycetes, Xylonales, Xylonaceae. Gene Ontology annotation, molecular function: K48-linked deubiquitinase activity; cysteine-type deubiquitinase activity; cysteine-type carboxypeptidase activity. The coding region runs from base 235 to 3261 and encodes 1008 amino acids. The transcript is spliced from 2 exons. Gene Ontology annotation, biological process: protein K48-linked deubiquitination.